UUAACUUCUUUAAAAAUGGCAACGGCAUAUGGUAUACAUUUGGGAAAUAGUUCGGGUUGUUUAGCGGCAUUUACUAACGGCACUGCAGCAGUUUUAGCGAACGAUGCAGGAGACAGAGUCACCCCCGCAGUAGUUGCAUUGAAUGGCACCGAGUGGGAAAUAGGCUUACCGGCGAAGUCAGGUCAACCAAACUCUAAAGCUAUAAUAAAAUACAACAAGCGGCUUAUGAACUGUGAUUUUAACGAAGAGGAUUUAUCUUACGUGGAGACUGCUUCUUCGUGCCGCGUUCAGAAUGAUGAAGAAUUAGUGUACGAGUUUCAAACAAGUGAAACCAAAUUAUAUUCGAAUCCAGAUAAUAUAGCUACGAAAAUAUAUGCUAAACUUUAUACUAUUGCCAGUCACGCUGUUCAAAAUGAAGGAGACCUAAAGCUGGUUUUAGCUGCACCGCUCUAUUGGUCAAAUGCUAGUAGAGAGAGAUUAGUCAAAUGUGCGGAAUUAGCUGGGUUUGAUGUGUUGCAAGUCAUAAGUGAGCCUGCUGCGGCACUACUAGCUUACAAUAUUGACGAUCUAGUAGAAGAUAUCAAUGUCUUAGUGUACAGACUUGGUGGCUCAACAUGUGAUGCGUCAAUCGUAAAAGUAUCAAAUGGUUUUUUGUCAGUGGAAAAAAAUAUAUUUAGAGCUGAUUUAGGUGGACAAUGUCUCACAAAAGAUUUAGCUGAUUAUGUAGCCCAGGAGUUCAGACAGAAAUGGAAGCUGGAUCCCCAUGAAAGUCGGAGGGCUAUGUCAAAGCUAUUACACCACGCAGACAACUGCAAACAUGUACUAUCAACACUUAGCUCGGCACAUGUCUUUAUUGAAUCACUUCUAGAUGGUGUAGACUGGAGUCAAAACGUGACUCGUGCAAGGUUCGAAAAUAUUAUUUCUUCAAAAAUCUCAUCCUAUAUAGAACCAGCUAAAAAAGUAAUUGAUAGUUUUGAUGGUAAAAUAAGCAAGAUAGUACUCUGUGGUGGCAGCAUGAAAAUACCUAAGCUGCAGUCGGCAGUUGCAAGUUUAUUACCUGAGGCAGAAGUACUGUCAGGUAUUAAUCCUGAUGAAGUAAUAGCUGUAGGAUGCGCAAAACAAGCAGGACUGAUUUUAGAUUUGCCUGAGUUGUCUCUGUCAAACACUAGUACAGAAGUUGAAUUCCUAGGAACAGAUAUAUACAUGAAAUAUUUAGACAAAACAGUUAAAUUAUUUCAAGAAGGAACUCCACCAUUUGCACAAAAUAUUUGUAAUAUUGAAGCAGAGAAAGACAUUAAAGAUAUCAGUUUUACAUUACAUGACGAUCCAGAAAAUGAACAGUUUGCAAAGGAGACGUUUAAUGUUGAAAGCUUAAAUAAACCAUUCAAAUUAAAAGCGACAUUACAACAAAGUAACAUUUUAUUACAGGUUGAAUAAUUUUUUGAAAUAAUAAAUGUAUCUUUUUGAAUACUGAA
Messenger RNA from Melitaea cinxia (Glanville fritillary), 1475 nucleotides. RefSeq names its product heat shock 70 kDa protein 14 (gene Hsp70-14). The record is from RefSeq and is a predicted model, not a curated record. Gene Ontology annotation, molecular function: ATP binding; ATP hydrolysis activity; misfolded protein binding. Bases 16 to 1437 code for a protein of 473 amino acids. Gene Ontology annotation, cellular component: ribosome; cytoplasm. Gene Ontology annotation, biological process: cellular response to unfolded protein; protein refolding. The transcript has a single exon. NCBI's taxonomy places the organism in Eukaryota, Metazoa, Arthropoda, Insecta, Lepidoptera, Nymphalidae.